Molecule: messenger RNA, 348 nt
Organism: Cylicostephanus goldi
Lineage: Eukaryota; Metazoa; Nematoda; Chromadorea; Rhabditida; Strongylidae
Source: the annotation of a GenBank genome assembly
AUGGAAAAGUUGAAGGCAGCUCAAAGUGAUAAAUGGCGUUCGAGACGCAAAAUACUGACACCAUCUUUCCAUUUCAAAGUUCUCAACGAUUUUAUCGGUGUUUUUGACCAGCAGGCAAAGAAAUUUAUCGAUCAAUUGGAGAAUGCAGCUGCCAGCAAGAAGCAUUUCGAUAUCUUUCCAUAUGUCAAACGAUGCGCUUUGGAUAUCAUUUGUGAAACGGCAAUGGGAUGUCAUGUGUCCGCUCAGGAAAACCAUAAUCAUCCUUAUGUGUUUUCUGUACAACGGAUGAGUGAACUAGCAUUUCUUCAUGAAAGAAUGCCUUGGAUGUGGAUCCCCGCAAUAUGGUGA